CCCACCUUUCAAGCCCCGCUCCUCUCCCCCAGCCGUGCUGCAUUGUGGGGCGGCAACAUGGCGGCGCUCAGCGCGGGGCGGGCGGCGGCCGGGGGCCUCCUGCGCGUCCCCCAGGGCUUCCUGCGUGCCCGCAGCCUCGGCGCCUGGCGGGCCCUGAGCACCCCCGCCGCCCUCCGGGACACCCCGCGGGGCAAGUCAGAAAACGCCAAGCCGGAGGGCACCUUCCAGGUCACCAUGCUGCCCGGGGACGGCGUGGGCCCGGAGCUCAUGCACGCCGUCAAGGAGGUGUUCAAGGCUGCCAGCGUGCCGGUGGUCUUCGACGAGCACCACCUGAGCGAGGUGCAGAACAUGGCGUCGGAGGAGAAGCUGGAUCAGGUGGUGGACUCCAUGAAGGAAAGCAAAGUGGCCCUCAUAGGCAAGAUCCACACCCCCAUGGAGUACAAGGGCGAGCUGGCUUCCUACGACAUGAGACUCAGGCGCAAAUUAGACUUGUUUGCAAAUGUCGUCCACGUGAAGAGCUUGCCAGGCUAUAAAACACGCCACAACAACCUGGACCUCGUGAUCAUUCGUGAGCAGACGGAGGGGGAGUACAGCUCGCUGGAGCACGAGAGCGCAAAGGGGGUCAUCGAGUGCCUGAAGAUCAUCACCCGGGCCAAGUCGCAGCGCAUUGCCAAGUUCGCCUUUGACUUCGCCACCAAAAAAGGGCGCUCUAAGGUCACGGCCGUGCACAAAGCCAACAUCAUGAAAUUAGGCGACGGGCUGUUCCUGCAGUGCUGUGAGGAAGUGGCAGAACUGUACCCCAAGAUCAAGUUUGACACCAUGAUAAUUGACAACUGCUGCAUGCAGCUGGUGCAGAACCCUUACCAGUUCGAUGUCCUGGUCAUGCCAAACCUCUACGGGAACAUCAUCGACAAUCUGGCGGCUGGCUUGGUGGGCGGUGCCGGCGUGGUGCCCGGGGAGAGCUACAGCGCCGAGUACGCCGUCUUCGAGAUGGGCGCCCGGCACCCCUUUGCCCAGGCCGUGGGCAGGAACAUCGCCAAUCCCACUGCCAUGCUGCUCUCGGCCGCCAACAUGCUGCGGCACCUCAACUUGGAAUUUCACUCCAACUUGAUUGCGGACGCGGUGAAGAAGGUGAUCAAAGUCGGAAAAGUUCGGACACGGGACUUGGGCGGUUACUGCACCACUUCUGACUUCGUCAAGUCUGUGAUUGACAACCUGCACCCCCACUAUGGGGCCUAGGAGCCCCGCUCGCCCGCGGGCAGCCCUGGGACUUCUCCGCGCCCUCCACCAGCUUUCCCCAGCUUAAGGCCUAGCAGCGCCGCCCUCCCCCGCCCACCCCCCGGCUGCCGGGUCCCCGGGGAGGAGGGGGCUCGCCUCCUCCCCAGCCCAGCACCCACCCGUGGCUGGCACUGGGGGGGCUCCCGGCCCCCCGGCUUCGCGUCGGCUCCAUCUCCCCUUCUCCCCAUAGCCGGGGUGGUGCCAGGUGACGGGCAGCGCCCAGCACGGCCCCUGGCAGGCAGCUCAGCGGGGCCGGGGUCCUGGGGGGGGCCUUCCCCCGCCCGCAGAGGCUUUAGCGAUAAACAGGACCGCAGGGCUGAGGCCCCGCGCCCGGGGCUGCAGAAGGGAGAGGGGCGCGCUCAGCCCGGGCAGCCCGCGUCCAGCGACAGGCGGCUGAGAGGGGUGGGCGCUGCCGGCCCCCAGCACCCGCCGCGGGCCAGGGGCUGCUGCUCUGCCCCGGCUUUGCGAGGGGCCGGAGCCUGGAGGCCGUGGGGGCCUGGGGCUGUGGGCUGAGCCCCCCCAGCCCGGACAGGGCAGUGCGGGAGGAGGCCCGGGCAUUGCAGGCUGCUCGCAGUGCCCGGGGGGGGGGGGGCUGCAGCCCCUGGGGCCGGGCCCCGCGGUGCUGUGGGGCCGGGCUGCCCGCGCUUGGCAGGCCCGUGGGCCAGCCGCUGCCCCGCGUGUGGGUGAGCGAGCGGGGCCCGCGUGGGGGCCGUGCUUUGUGUCCGCGUUUGCAAAUAAAGGGCCCGGCGCUGCCC
This is a messenger RNA of Cygnus olor (mute swan), 2033 nucleotides long. It is a transcript of the gene IDH3B, whose product is annotated as isocitrate dehydrogenase (NAD(+)) 3 non-catalytic subunit beta. The transcript is spliced from 12 exons. Gene Ontology annotation, molecular function: oxidoreductase activity, acting on the CH-OH group of donors, NAD or NADP as acceptor; magnesium ion binding; NAD binding. The coding region runs from base 58 to 1239 and encodes 393 amino acids. Gene Ontology annotation, cellular component: mitochondrion. Gene Ontology annotation, biological process: isocitrate metabolic process; tricarboxylic acid cycle. The record is from RefSeq and is a predicted model, not a curated record. Lineage: Eukaryota; Metazoa; Chordata; Aves; Anseriformes; Anatidae.